GGCCCCUGAUCCACUGUUCUUUCACUGGUCCCGCUUUCUGGGUCAGACCUUUCUGGCUGUAAACUGAAAUCUUGGACUUGGGCUGUAAAAUUGAAGCCACGUCUUCAACCUCUGUGCUAAAUGUCUCCUACAGCGAGGGAGAGGAAGUGAGGAAGAAAGUAGGACGCUGCUAUCUGGCCCCAUUUUUACCAACCACCAGGCACCAGGCAGGGAAACGAAAAGAAAGUGUGGUGAAGAGCAGGACAGCAGUGGAGCGAAAAGACCCUGGAAGAAGGGGAGUGAAGGUCAGCGCCCUCCUCUGGGACUUCUCUUUUAAAAGAAAAACCUCUACGUUCGGCACGACAUGUUUGAGGAGCAGGCGACGAAGGUGAAGAUCACCUCGGUGGUGAUCGUGGUGGGCAUGUGUGCCAUGCUGGCGGCGGUGGUGACGGACCACUGGGCAGUGCUCAGCCCUCGGGUGGAGAGGCUCAACGCCACCUGCGAGGCGGCCCACUUUGGCCUCUGGAGGCUCUGCAAGAAGACCAUCUUCAUCGUGGAGGAGGAUCCUCAGGGCAAAGGUUGUGGGCCGAUCAGUUUACCUGGAGCGAAAAACUGCUCGUACUUCAAACACUUCACAUCAGGAGAAGAGGCCGAAGUUUUUGAAGUGAAGACACAGAAAGAAUACAACAUCUCAGCGGCAGCCAUCGCCAUUUUCAGUCUGUUCUUCAUGAUCCUGGGGACUCUGUCUGUCAUCUUCUCCUUCGGGAAGGGCCGAGACUAUCUGCUCCGGCCGGCUGGGAUGUUCUUCGCCUUCGCAGGGCUUUGCAUCAUCAUCUCGGUGGAAGUGAUGCGUCAGUCUGUCAAGCGCAUGAUCGACAGCGACGAGACCAUCUGGAUCGAGUACUACUACUCAUGGUCCUUCACCUGUGCCUGCGCCUCCUUCACCCUUCUGAUCCUCAGUGGCGUCGCCCUACUCCUCAUCUCCAUGCCUCAUAUGCCGCGCAACCCUUGGGAGACCUGCAUGGACGCUGAGCCCGACACCCUGGAUUAGAGAGUAACCUUGGCGCUUAUCACCUCCAAAUCUCAGCAUAACACUGUACACGGUCAAGACUGACAGCUCCAUAUCACUCACCAGUUACUAUAUUUUUACACAAGAGAUUGAAGAGGUUUUGAUUCACACGAGCACACAGUAAGCAUUCAAUCCGAAGUUUUGGAGCAUUGUAAACUUUUAUAUUAGAUUUUUUGAUGUAGUAAACUUUACAUUACAACAAGCAAGAGAAGUGAAAUAUAAGUUAGCUAGCUGUCCACGCUAAAUAGUGCAGACGCAAAGACUGAUGCAGAAGAGAACGGAAGACUUGUAUGAUUUUUGCUCAAACAAAACAAAACACACAACAGAAGUACAUUGAUUUCAUGCUGUAGGUACAAUGUAAACGUGUGCACCUCCGAAGCUCCAUGAAAAACGCAGUCAAGAGACAGAAAAACGCAACAAGCAUUUCCGAGAACUGAAAAAUGCCAAUCAAAAACUCAAACUGGCACCUUUGUGACAUUUUGUCAAGAAGUUCUUCACGUAUCUGAGCAAAUAUAAGCUUCAACUGAAGUUUUCCUUCAGAAGAUCUCACCAAAAUAAAAUAAAUAUGUAAAGUUCAACUUAUUCUUGUGAAGGUUAAGGCUGACAACAAAAGGUGACUUUUUUACUCAAGAAGUUAAGCUUGAUGUGGAAUAAGAGUUAAAGUCCUAUUAAAAUCAUAUUUAGUUGUUAGCUGCCAUCUACAUUUCUUCAUUUCUGUCCUUUUAUUUCAUUUUUGGGCUCCACUGAUGCUCAUACUGUGAAUGUUCAAUGGCCUGUUGCUUGGGCUUCCAACUGAGACGAUUCAUCUCCAUCUCCCCAUCAUUGCUCGACCAAACAGUGCCAAACCUGGAUUAGAAACCCUUUUUUUCUGCUGCUAAUCUCAUUCAAAUUGACUCUGAUUCCUUUGAUUCAGCUGAAGCAUUGGCCACUGACUGGAUCAGGCCUGGCCAACACGAGGCUCCCGAGACUCUUUCCCCAGUUUCAUGUGGCUCUUCACCAAAUGAGCCGCCGAGCUGGAUGAUAUUUUGGUCAAGUUGCUGUUGAGAUGAUCAUUUAUACAGAAUAUAAGACGAAAAUGUGAGAGCUAUUCCGGCGAAAUAUUGUUCAGACUUUAACUAUGAAACAUAACUUUGAAACAUAAACAAUAAACCUUGCCGCAGGUGCUCUGGUAAAAAGUAUCAAUAUUAAAAAUACAUGCACAAGAGAUAUAUGCCGGACAUGAACCAGCAACCUUGUGACACACAGGGAUGUGCUUUAACCGCUAUACUGCCGCUACGUCACAUGACCAGCUGUUCAGGUGAGCCUGACAGCCUGACAUGUUUGUAGCAUGUGGCUGUGUGCAGAAACACAGUGAAAUAAUGUGGCUCUGAGCCUGUGAAUGGUUGGCCACCCCUGGACUAGAUAAACACCUGAAGGUGAACGUAGUAACAGCAGCUGCUUCUCUGUGUAGCUUCACUAGCAGCAACACAUUUGCUCAUAUAAAAAACAGGAAGUGGUUUUGAAUGUCUAGCUUUACAUUAUCUCAAUUUUAAACUUGCCUGCUGUGGUUUGCAGUGACAGUGAAGGGAAAUUAAAUUCUCCAGAUUCAUAGAUAUUUCACCACAACGCUGCUAAAAAUUAUAUUAAUUUCAUGUCGACUGAGUGAUUUUUUUUUUAAGCCAGUUGUUUGAUUACGAUGCAAAUGUCAAACUCAAUAUGACAUGAUCAUGUUUUCAAAUUAUAUAAAGAAUUAUGUUAAUAAGACCUUUAUACUUGGAAAAAUGUUUUUCUUAUGCCUGGCUCAAAUGUGUCGCUUCUUCUUUUAUGAAUUUUAAGUCUGAAUAUCAUUUGGCAAUUUGACAUUCACGUAUUUUUGCCAUGUUUAAUAGUUCACCGAACUGCUCUUAUCCUUUCUUUGGCUUGAUAUUGCUUCACAAAUAUCUGAAAUCAAUAGAUUUCUUUGAAACACAAUCAUUGAUGUAUGUGAAAGAAAAUUUCAAUUACAUGUAUUUGAUAAAAAAAUCUCUUUUCAAGUCUACAUUUCAAUCUCUGAAUGGCUUUGUGCCCCUCGGCCAGGAGAGCUCUCGAGCGGAAAAUGUAUCUGAAUGGAGCUACAAAUAAGAGCCAGUGCUCCGGAGACCUCACCUGCUGGUGGUCUGCAGACGGACGCAAUAUAAGCACGGAGCUUCCUUAAUCAUUUAUGAGACCUUUAGCUUGGAGCAAUAAGAGCAGAGAGGCUGAGCAAACACAGACACAGUCAUUGCUAUCUGUCCGGUCCUUUAACUCCUGGAUGACCUUUAUUGAUGUAUUUCUUUAAUCAUGUUUUACCUGUUGAGGACAGAGCCGCCGCCUGAAUAUCAAUCGCCGCUUGCAUCUAUAGCUUUUCAUAUGGCUGUCCCGCAUCAAUGUGUUUAUGAUGACGUGUCUGUGAAUGAAUAAAC
This is a messenger RNA of Synchiropus splendidus (mandarinfish), 3468 nucleotides long. RefSeq names its product calcium channel, voltage-dependent, gamma subunit 1b (gene cacng1b). The record is from RefSeq and is a predicted model, not a curated record. The coding region runs from base 344 to 1030 and encodes 228 amino acids. Gene Ontology annotation, biological process: regulation of calcium ion transmembrane transport via high voltage-gated calcium channel; calcium ion transmembrane transport. Gene Ontology annotation, cellular component: L-type voltage-gated calcium channel complex; membrane. Lineage: Eukaryota; Metazoa; Chordata; Actinopteri; Syngnathiformes; Callionymidae. The transcript has 4 exons. Gene Ontology annotation, molecular function: voltage-gated calcium channel activity; calcium channel regulator activity.